Molecule: messenger RNA, 144 nt
Organism: Acanthoscelides obtectus
Lineage: Eukaryota; Metazoa; Arthropoda; Insecta; Coleoptera; Chrysomelidae
Source: the annotation of a GenBank genome assembly
AUGUCCCGUCACUACAGGAAAAAAGACAAUCUAGUUAGAAAGUUAGCAUAUCGUAUUACAGCAAUUUCAAUUAUUGGAUUAUGCACUCCCACGCUUUUCUAUUACCCUUGCAUUGUUACACUGUUCUGGUAUCUACGAAACUAA